UCCGCAAGAUGGCGGUGGGGUGGGAGGGCCGCCCGCUGUAGCUCCGGGGAGCGGUGCCCGGCCAUGGCGGACCUGGGCCGGCAGCUGCAGGAGUACCUUGCGCAAUCGAAGGCCGCUACCGCCGCCAACGCGAGCCCUGCGCCGCCGCUCGCAGGCUGCUCGCAGGAGGAGCCGGCGGGGAGCGGCGGCCUGGGGGCCUGGCUGGGCCCGCUGAACCCUUUCUCGCCGGGCCGCGGCGACCCCCCUGCGGCGGUCAGCUCGGGCUCGGGCUCGGGCCGGGGCUGGGGCUGGCCGUGGGCCGCCGAGGCGGACCCCUGCCUGCCGGGGCUGUCGCGCUGGCAGCGGCUGGCAGGGAGCGGGCUGUGCCUGCUGCUGGCCGCCCUCUGCUUCGGGCUGGCCGCGCUGUACGUGCCGCUGCUGCUGCUCCGAGCCCGCAAGUUCGCGCUGCUCUGGUCGCUCGGCUCGCUCUGCGCCCUGGGCGCCGCAGCCCUGCUGCGCGGGCCCGCCCGCCUGCUGCGGGAGCCCAGCCGCGGCUCCCUGCUCUACCUCGGCGCCCUCGGCGGCACCCUCUACGCGGCGCUGGGGCUGCGCAGCACCCUCCUGACGGCGCUGGGCGCCGCGACCCAGCUGGGCACCGCCGGCGCCGCGCUCCUGGCCGCGCUGCCCGGGGGUGCCGCCGGCCUCCGCCGCCUCGGUGACCUCCUGUGCGCUGCGGUGCGGCAAAGCGGGGGCAAAGCGCUGCCGGUGUGAGUCCCGCGCCGCAGCCCGGCGGGACAAUGACGGAUGGACUGAGACUGGCGCCCGGCGGGGCACGGAGGCGCCUCUCCGAGACGGGGAUGAGGAUGGCGCCGUCUGCGCGCCGCUUCCUUCAUCUCCUUUCGUUGCUGCUGGGCUUUCUUCGCCAGCUCCUGAACGAGAAGAACAGCGGCUGGCACCCGCGAGCGGCACCGGGGACUCUAAACGCGUUGUCUGUGCUCAGGUGUGACGGGCUUGGUGCCAGCUGAGCACAGGAUUCUGCCUUACUGCAAGGGCAGCUCCGUAGCCGUGGUCUGGAGGCUCUCCGGCUCGGGUAGGAGCUGGCAGCAUCCCACUUCCGUACCUCCAGUCUAGGACCAUAUGGCUGCUGCAGCCUGCUUCAAAACGAUGGCAGACUAGCAAGCAGCGGUGGUUUCCUGUGUUAUGGAAUGUUAACAUCAGCACCACUUGUAAUCAGCAGACAGCUGUGGCUAAAGGUGAAAAUGAAAGCUCUCUGUGCAUCACAAACCAAAAAACUAGGAAUCAUCCAGCUAUGAGUAUUUCAGACAGUUGAGGUUUCAGGAGGCAGUUCUGUUGCUCUAUCUGAUACACAAGUCUGCCUAAAGACAGCCCUCUUUAUAGUAAUAGGAUUCUGAUUUCCGCCCUCCUUCAAAGCGUGGAAAUUCAUCUGGAGUAGGAAGUAAACCCUUCCGGCCUCCUGCACAGUAAGAGAUGCAGUGGACAGGAGACAUUGGAUUCAUGACAAUACCGUAAUUUGCCCAAGAAGUGUCUUUGCUUCCUCAUCCUUGCAUUUCAGUAUGGAAGAAUGUUCCCCUCACCUCUCAGAGCACCACGACCUCGGCCCCGAGCACCAUGGUCCCUUCCUCUUGAGUUUUCGUCUGGAGAGUCAAAAGCAUCAUCUGGCCCAAAAUCUUCAGGUCCAGGAAAGCCAUCUCUCCCCCUGGUUCCCCGGCCCUCGUGUCUUGAGGGUCCUCCUCUUCUGAAGCUACAAGAAAGAACAUGGUACAAAUGUGGGGUUUAGAUAGAAUUUAGACUGAGAAACUUCAAUCAGCUUCAGUUAAAUCAUCAACUCAUUUCUGAACUGUUUUACUUAAUAUAGCACAUACAGUUACUAGAAUAGGAUUUGUAGGUGGAAAAGUGCUCAUUUUCUGCCUAUGAACACUUUGCUUAUUCAUUUUUGUGGUUUCCCCUCAUUUCUUUCUGCUGAUUGUGUUGGUUUUUCAAACAAGAAAAAUACUUUCAGAUACACUGUGUUCAUUUAAUAAAAGGGUGGGGGAGAAAUCAGUGAGUGAUGACAAAUAGAAGGUAAAGUGAAUUUCCCUUAAUGUGGUGGUCUUCUUUCCCCUUCCAUUUUUUUCCCUUCCAUUUUAGUAAUAAAAACAAACUGGAAGAAUUCAA
This is a messenger RNA of Melopsittacus undulatus (budgerigar), 2154 nucleotides long. Its product is annotated as vesicle transport protein SFT2C-like. The coding region runs from base 64 to 750 and encodes 228 amino acids. NCBI's taxonomy places the organism in Eukaryota, Metazoa, Chordata, Aves, Psittaciformes, Psittaculidae. Gene Ontology annotation, biological process: vesicle-mediated transport. The transcript has 3 exons. The record is from RefSeq and is a predicted model, not a curated record. Gene Ontology annotation, cellular component: membrane.